Molecule: messenger RNA, 473 nt
Organism: Hermetia illucens (black soldier fly)
Lineage: Eukaryota; Metazoa; Arthropoda; Insecta; Diptera; Stratiomyidae
Gene: COX7B
Exons: 3
Coding region: 137-406 (89 amino acids)
Source: RefSeq, a predicted model, not a curated record
CUUUCCUCCCGAAGUGGAAGCACUUGCGAAGUGUCAUUACCUCAUUUGUCAAAGCGGUGUCUACCUCCGGACUUUUGUGCGAUUUCCGUCAGCAUUUGACUAGUUAAAAGGCAAACAAAUAUUCAAAUCGAACAAAAUGCUUGCCAGACAAAUUAUCCUUCGUUCUCUAGCCGCUAGGAAUGCUGGUGCUCUCUCAAGAGCUUACCACGGAGGACACCACAAGGUAGCCACAAUGAACGAUUUGCCCGUCCCCCAAGGUGACUGGCAGGAGGCUUACCAAAAGAAACAAGCCAAGUACAACGCCGUGCUGGUUGCUGGCAUCGCCAUGCUAGCCACCGCUAUUGGAUUGGCAAAAUCAACCGGCCUCAUCCAACUUAACUUCAGUCCACCAAAAUCCCUGGAUUAAAUUUGUGUUAUUCGAAAAUUGUACUAAAAUAAAGUAGAACCUAAUAAAUAUCUAAUAAGCGUGUUUC